Chrysochloris asiatica (Cape golden mole) is the source of this 2522-nucleotide messenger RNA. RefSeq names its product potassium inwardly-rectifying channel, subfamily J, member 6 (gene KCNJ6). The record is from RefSeq and is a predicted model, not a curated record. Gene Ontology annotation, cellular component: plasma membrane. The transcript has 4 exons. Gene Ontology annotation, molecular function: G-protein activated inward rectifier potassium channel activity. The coding region runs from base 595 to 1866 and encodes 423 amino acids. Lineage: Eukaryota; Metazoa; Chordata; Mammalia; Afrosoricida; Chrysochloridae. Gene Ontology annotation, biological process: regulation of monoatomic ion transmembrane transport; potassium ion import across plasma membrane.
GUCUUUUCGUAAGCUGACAGCGGGGCGCAGCCAGUCGGCUGGAAUUGAGUAGCAUUCAUUGAAUCUGCGGAUUUCAUGACGUCUCCCGGCGUGGUCCAUCACUUUGCUUUUUGCCGAGGAUUUUUUUCCCCCUUCACUCUUGCCUUUCCCCCUUCCUUCCACCCGUCCCCCUCCCGAGUCCCUGCACAAACGCACACCCCUCCGCCCUUCCUUCGGCCAGGAGCCCAGCCCUCCGCUCCGCUCUCUGAGAGAGGGAGCCCGUUUGCAGACGGCCGCACCUGGCCGGAGAGGCUGGGCGGGCGGAGGGGUGGGAUCAGCUGGGACCGGGAAACUGGAGCCAGAGCUGGAUGAACCGCGCAGAUACUGGAGUCUCCUGACAGCUUCCUGGGGCUGAUGUGAAAUUUUACCAUCUGUUUCUAGUUUUUCUUUUCUUUUCUUCUUCUUCUUCUUUUUUUUUUUUUUAAUUUCCUCCACUCGCCAUCUACAGUGUAGUGAAAAAUUAUUAAAUCUUGCUCCGUUCCAAGCGAGGAGAUCAUGAUUGAGUGAAACCACCCUGCCCACAACAAGGAAAAGCACAAAGAAAAAACUACAACAAUGGCCAAGUUGACAGAAUCCAUGACUAAUGUCCUAGAGGGAGACUCCAUGGAUCAGGAUGUGGAGAGUCCUGUGGCCAUUCACCAGCCAAAGUUGCCUAAGCAAGCUCGAGAUGACCUACCUAGACACAUCAGCAGAGAUCGGACCAAAAGGAAAAUCCAGAGGUAUGUGAGAAAGGACGGGAAGUGCAAUGUUCAUCACGGCAACGUGAGGGAGACUUAUCGCUACCUGACAGAUAUCUUCACCACCUUGGUGGACCUCAAGUGGAGAUUCAACCUAUUGAUUUUCGUCAUGGUUUACACAGUGACUUGGCUCUUCUUUGGAAUGAUCUGGUGGCUAAUUGCUUAUAUCCGAGGAGAUAUGGACCACAUAGAGGAUCCCGCAUGGACUCCCUGUGUUACCAACCUCAACGGGUUCGUCUCUGCUUUUUUAUUCUCAAUAGAGACAGAAACCACCAUCGGGUAUGGCUACCGAGUUAUCACAGACAAGUGCCCAGAGGGGAUUAUUCUCCUCUUAAUCCAAUCUGUGUUGGGAUCCAUUGUCAAUGCAUUCAUGGUGGGAUGUAUGUUUGUAAAAAUAUCUCAACCCAAGAAGAGGGCAGAGACCCUGGUCUUUUCCACCCAUGCAGUGAUCUCUAUGCGGGAUGGGAAACUGUGCCUGAUGUUCCGGGUAGGGGACCUGAGGAAUUCCCACAUCGUGGAGGCUUCCAUCAGAGCCAAGUUGAUCAAAUCCAAACAGACCUCGGAAGGGGAGUUCAUCCCUUUGAACCAAACAGAUAUCAACGUAGGCUAUUACACAGGGGAUGACCGUCUGUUUCUGGUGUCACCACUGAUCAUUAGCCAUGAAAUUAACCAACAGAGUCCUUUCUGGGAGAUCUCCAAAGCCCAGCUGCCCAAAGAGGAACUGGAAAUUGUGGUCAUUCUAGAAGGAAUGGUAGAAGCUACAGGGAUGACCUGCCAAGCCCGAAGCUCCUACAUCACCAGUGAGAUCCUGUGGGGUUACCGCUUCACACCUGUCCUGACCCUGGAGGACGGGUUCUACGAAGUUGACUAUAACAGCUUCCAUGAGACCUAUGAGACCAGCACCCCAUCCCUCAGUGCCAAAGAGUUGGCCGAGUUGGCCAACAGGGCAGAGCUGCCCCUAAGUUGGUCUGUAUCCAGCAAACUCAACCAACACGCAGAACUGGAAACGGAGGAGGAAGAAAAGAAUCCCGAAGAACAAACAGAAAGGAAUGGUGAUGUGGCAAACCUAGAGAAUGAAUCCAAAGUUUAGUCCCCUAGCUGGGCAAGCCCUUCUCCUCUCCCCCCACACAACCUUUCUUCGUCUCUCAUUCUCUUUCUUUCUGUCUCUUUCACUUUGUUCUUUAUUUAUAUUUCAUUUUGGCAUUACCAGAAAACAAAUCUUCGAGGUGUAAAAUAUCUACCUGCCCUCUCUCAGUUAUUCAGAUCGACAAGGUAGACAAGGAUUUGGUUAAGGUGCAAUGUGCCCGCGCUGUGGCCCAAGCGUGGUCUCUUCCCAGAAUACCCUACAUCCAACUCCUGCAAAAUUAAGCCAGCCACCUGCGUGUGUUCUACAAGACCAGAGCACCCCAAAGAGUGUGUAAAAGAUAUUACCUGGGAUAAGACAAGGAAGGUUUGUGGUGCCUAAUUAUUCAUGCAGUGACACAUAGAGUAGAGCCCUCAAUUUUAUAGAUUCCAAUGAAGUCCAUCUACAGGGCGAGGUGCUUGCCACAUGGGGCAUUGCAGUAACAGGGCCCAGGUGAGCUCAAGACAAAACACUGUACAUAGAUCUGCCUUAUGUAAUUAUUUUCUUUUUGCUCUUAGUAAUAAAACCAAGCAUGUACAAAAGUACUGUAGGACAAAACUCUUAAAUAAUGUACAUAGAUGUAUAAUUCAUGUAGGUUUAGAUACAUAACUUUAGAAUUAAGA